AUGUCUAGCGCAGAAGCGAAACUUCGUUCCCUAAAAGUUCCAGAACUUAAAGAACUACUAAACAAAAAAGGUCUUCCUGUUUCUGGAAAAAAAGAAGAUCUGAUAAAUCGAUUGUUGACUUUUGAAGUUGGCGAGAAAGUGACAACUACCACCACUACUACUGACAGUAGCAAUAUUAGCAGUCAUAAUAACAACAGUACUGGUAGAAAUACCGGUAAUAAUAGUAUUAAUAUUAAUACUAAGACCCAGAAUAAUAGCGGCAUCAUUAGUAAUGGUGAUAAUAAUGCAAGUGGUGUUGCUGGUGAUAAUGAUACGAAAACGGGUGAUACAGAUUUGUUUGAGAAAGAUAUUGUGAAUUCACCGGGUGACCCUAAUUCUGCACUUGACACGGAUUUUGAUUGGGACGACAUAAAGUUGACCACUGAUGAGUUUAAUGAUGUUGUCAAAGAUGCCGAACUAGACUCGUUACACUCUCUCAGCUCACCCAUAGAAAGAACAACAGACAAAUCAAAAAUGGACAACACGUUAGAUAAGAAGCCAGGCACCACCUCUACCAUCACCAAUACAUCCACAUCGAUCGCAGAUUCGCAACGGGCUUUCACCUCCACAACAGAACCAGAAAUAGUUGUAAAACCCACGGGAUUUAAAUGCAAGAAAAUUACCUUUAAUGCUCCGUCGCAACCGCAGCAAUCCAUCCCAGCCCUUAACCAAUCUAAUGAUAGUAAUAUAAGUUCUGAAUUGGAAAAACGAAAGAAACGUGCCGAGCGAUUUGGAGUUACUCUCAAUGAGACUGAUAAAAAAUUAGAAAGAGCGGUGAAAUUUGGUCUUCAAAUGUCGAGUCCUGUCGAUUCUCCUUUAAAAGCCGAAAGACCUAUUCCUCAAAAAAAGACUGCAACUGAUGAUGAUGAAAAAUUGAGACAACGUACGGAGAAAUUCAAUCUUACAAAUGUUGCUGCCGAUUCCAGUUCAUCUAAUGAUGCAUGGACGACACCUGAAAGAAGAAAUUCAGUAAACUCAUUGAAUGAAGAGGAAAGGAAAAGAAUCAGAGCACAAAGAUUUUCCUCUUCUUCUACCACUACAACUACUGCUUCCAUCAUUACUGAUGAGGAAGAAAAGAAACGGAAAAGAGCCGAAAAGUUUGGUCUACCUGUUAUUGACACGGAGGAGGAAAAGAGAAAAAAGAGAGCAGAAAAAUUUGCGACAGAAAGUGCUAAUAAUACAUCAUCAUCACCAAAUGUUACCACUUCAUCGGCAAUAUCUGCCCCUGGUGGUAGUAAUUCAGCGAGCUCUUUAAGCGAAGAAGAUAAGAAAAGAAAAAGAGCCGAACGUUUUAACAAAUCUCCGACGGAUGAGCCACAAAAUAAGAAAAUCAAAACCUGA
Messenger RNA from Ambispora gerdemannii, 1380 nucleotides. NCBI's taxonomy places the organism in Eukaryota, Fungi, Glomeromycota, Glomeromycetes, Archaeosporales, Ambisporaceae. The record is from the annotation of a GenBank genome assembly.